This is a messenger RNA of Emiliania huxleyi CCMP1516, 1674 nucleotides long. RefSeq lists its product as hypothetical. The record is from RefSeq and is a predicted model, not a curated record. The coding region runs from base 1 to 1674 and encodes 557 amino acids. Gene Ontology annotation, molecular function: transmembrane transporter activity. Gene Ontology annotation, biological process: transmembrane transport. The transcript is spliced from 5 exons. Gene Ontology annotation, cellular component: membrane. NCBI's taxonomy places the organism in Eukaryota, Haptophyta, Isochrysidales, Noelaerhabdaceae.
AUGCUCUUUCGCAGCCGGGCCUCUGCCUCAGACCACGAGAAGGCCGUCAUGCGCGGCGUCGUGAAGCUGCAGGCAGCCGUUCGACGGAAGCGAGCGCACAGCUCCUUUUUGAGAAUGGACGAGACCGACGCGCUGCCGCUUCGCGACGCGUGGGCAAUCUGGCUCUUCCUCGCUCACGUGAUUGCGGUCGUGUGGGUUGGUUCGCCCUUCCUCGGCGCCGAAAGCUACCUCGGCGAGGCGGCGUUCGAACACCACCAAGCUCGCGACCUUGCGCUAGCGCUCGCCCUCUCGCUCUGCACUUCAUUCGCGUUUGUGCACUGCUUCGUGCUCGUGCUUGAGACGCAGGCGCUCCGCCUGCUGUACGUGACGCUCUUUGCGGUGCCCAGUACGCUCGUGGCUUUCGGAGUCGCUGCUGCCGCCGACGCCGCCGGCCCCAAUAAGCUUGGCUAUGCGGAGGAGUACGGGUCGAACCUGGGCUUCGGCGUCGCUCUGGUCGGAGGCGCCAUAUUCCUCAGCGUCUACCUCCUCCGGUGGCGGAUCGAUACCAGCGCCGCGCUGCUGUCCAAAUCUGCGGCGCUGCUGCUCGAGAUGCCGGGCCUCAUCACGGUGGCGUACGGCUCGGCACUCGCUGCGACAUGCUGGUUUCUUCUGUGGCUUCCUUUUGCCGUCUACGUAAUCCAGCGCGUGGUCGAGCACCUCUGGGACGACUUCUACCAGCAGUGGGGCGAGGGCGCGGAGGCGAGGUACACCUCGGGCGAGGUGACGGCCAUCUGCGCUGCCGUCUACUUUCUCCUCCUCCUCUCGCUGUACUGGGGCCAAAACGUGUGCAAGGGCGUCUCCGACGUCACCGCGGCCGGCGCAAUCGGCGCGUGGGUCUUUGUGCCAGAGACGGUGGCAGCGCCAGCGCCUUGCGUCGGCCUCCUCCUGAAGCCCGUCGUGUCCAACGCGCUGCUCCGGGCGAUGACGACCUGCUUCGGCUCGAUCUGCUUCGGAACGCUCGUGGUGGCGGUCGUGCAGGCACUCGUCGCGACGCUCAAGCAGCUCAAGUACAGGCGGAUGAGCAACUGCGUCCCGCUGGGGCUGCCGCUCAAGCUCGUCAAUUGCUGCGUCGACUGCGUGCUCGACGCGAUCAAGCGCGCGGCCGAGGCCUUCAACGAGUGGGCGCUCGUCUACACCGGCCUGUACGGCCGCUCCUUCCUCGCCUCGGGCCGCGCCGUCAUCGGGCGCUCGCUCGUCAAGAAGGCGGGCAUGGACGUCGCCGCCAACAUCCUACUCGUCUCGCCCGUGGUCUGGCUCGCCACCGCAGGAUGCCUCCUCGUCACGCUCGCCAUGUGUGCCGCCCUCGCCGCCGCCCUCGGCCACCACGGCCAGACGCAGGCGAUCUGGGUGAUGUUGCCGCUGCCGCGCCGCUACGCGCUCGCCGCGGCGCUCGCUGUCCCGGUCGUUUCGGUCGGCUUGUCGCCGCUCCUGACCAGCACGCGCACGCUGCUAAUCUGCUACGCCGAGGCGGACCACUCACACGCGCUCCGCACGACGCCGCGACUGUACGCGGACCACGUCCUCCGCCGGCGAGACCCGGAGCUCGUCGAGCGGAUCGAGGGCGCGCGAGAUUUGGGCCGCCGCAAGGGGCGUGAGGCGCGAGCCGUAAUCUUCAUCUUGUUCUCAGUUCUCUAA